Molecule: messenger RNA, 963 nt
Organism: Erigeron canadensis
Lineage: Eukaryota; Viridiplantae; Streptophyta; Magnoliopsida; Asterales; Asteraceae
Product: chaperone protein dnaJ 20, chloroplastic-like
Exons: 2
Coding region: 133-741 (202 amino acids)
Cellular component (GO): chloroplast
Source: RefSeq, a predicted model, not a curated record
CCUCCAACUCACACACAAACACACGCAUACACACAUUUCUUACACCUCUUCAAGAAAAAAGAAUCAUCAUAACAGAAACAUAUAUACUUAUAUAAUUUUUUACAAGUCAUAACAACUUAACCAAAACUCACCAUGUGUUGCAACCAAAGUCUCAUUUCAAGAAUCCCCACAUCACCACCACCAUCACCAUCUUUUAAUAUUGCCUCAAAAACCAACUUCAAAUUUCCAUCAUCUUUCACUUCACCAAAACCCACCGGAAGUUUUAAGCCCUUCACGGUGGUGUCAGCCGUGAAAGAAGGUGGCACUACGGCCGUGAGUGAGAUAGUUAAAGAAGAUGUAUCAAGUUUUUAUGAUCUUCUUGGUAUCUCGGAAACAGUGUCUUCUAUGGAGAUUAAACAAGCCUAUAAACAACUAGCUAGAAAGUACCACCCGGAUGUUUGUCCACCGGAUCGGGUUGAGGAGUAUACUCAAAGGUUUAUUCGGGUUCAAGAAGCUUAUGAAACUUUGUCGGAUCCUAACAGGAGGGCUUUGUACGAUAAAGAUAUGGCUAUGGGGAUUCAUUUUGGGUUUAAUUCUCGUAGUCAUUUGAGUAGUGAUGAGCAAAUGGUGAAAAGUGAAUGGAGAAAUCAUUGGCAAAGUCAAUUAUCAGAGCUCCGGAAGAGAAGCAUGUAUAAAGAAUCAGGCAAAAAUGCAUCAUGGGCAGCACGAAUGCGUAAGCAGAGGAGCGAAUCUUCGUCAUGACUAUUAUUAUAUUGUGGAGAUUUUGUGUAUAUAAACCCUACUAGCUAGUCAUGUUAUUCUUCGCCAAGAUGAAUGCUUUUUAAUUCAAGGUCAUGAGGAACUACAGAAAUAUGAACUCCGUCUAAACUAGCUAGUUUAAGUUAUAGGGGAUUAUUAUGUUAUAUAUCAGUAUGAAGUAUGAACCCUGUGCUUUUACAUAGCAUUUUCGAUUUUCCGUUUUCA